Drosophila kikkawai is the source of this 1726-nucleotide messenger RNA. RefSeq lists its product as uncharacterized. Lineage: Eukaryota; Metazoa; Arthropoda; Insecta; Diptera; Drosophilidae. The record is from RefSeq and is a predicted model, not a curated record.
UUCUAUUCUGUCCGUUUUUAUUUUUUGUUUUAAUGCUGAUUACUGGAGUUCGAGGUAAACUGCUGAGAUCAUUUCUCCAAUUGCUGACACUAAGCCGCAGCAUCAUCAUGGGUGAGGCCAGCUCUAAGCCAUCCUCUUGGCCCGCAGUCAGUCGUCCUGCCAGCGAGUUUGCCCAACAAAUGUUGCAGCAAUGCCGCCAGUUGGAAAAACCGAAAGUUUCAGUGGAUUUGGACCGAUUCCAGGCCAUCUCAGAGCGUUUUCCUGCAAAGUUCGGUACGGACACAUGCCGGGUGAAGGCACAGCCGGCGGAUCGCAGGGAGCUUAUCAGGGAUCAAAUCGCCUCCGCUUAUCCGGUGAUCCAUGAGAGGACACUCCUUCUGUACAUUAAUUUCCUGGAGCACAAGCAGAAAUUUGGAAGCGAUCAAGAAAAGAAAAUCUACAAGGACAUGACGCUGGUGGCCUUUGUGCAGCGUCUCCUCGCCCAGCGAUGCGUUUGGUUCUUUGGUGACAACGACUUUUAUCGCACCAUCAGUGGCCAAACCGGAGACGGGGGCUUCGAGGCGGUGGGCACACCAGCUGAGCAGUAUCCGCUCGAACUGACCUCCGUCCUCAGCUACGACGAGAUCAAGCUGGCCGCCCUGCUGUACGUCUCCACCCACUCGGAGUUCAUCAACAACGGGCGGCGGUCCAAUGCCGGCGAGGUGACCCAGGACAAGAACCAGAUCGAGCGGGAAGGUGUGAUCAUAGGACUGAUAGGAGCCCGUUUCGAGCGACCCCAAGUGAUGGAAUAUCAGGACAUAAUGAUAACCCAAACGCAAAACACCCAGGCGAGAGGAUAUGGUAACUCCUCCAGUGGACCGGCGGCCGAUCUUCGUCGAGUUUGGCGCGAAUUCUACGGGGAAUCGCAGGACUUUCUUUACGGGAAGAUUCCCAGAAACGGUGACCGUUUCGAGAAAGUACCCGAGGGCUAUUUUGAUCACAAGGUGAUGCGCAAGCGAUAUGCCAUCAGCUUUGACACCCUGCUCCUCGAGGCCCAAGCCCGAGCGACCGCCGUGGGCAAGCCCGCCUACAUCCAUGUGGUGGGCAUUGGUCUGGGCGUUUGGAAGGUGUCCGGGCGACAAGAGCGCACCUUCUUCGAGGCCUUUGAAGAGCGUCUGCUGGCGCUGGGCGAGCAACUCAGCCACAUCGGCGUGGUGCACUUCUCCUGGUUUCACCUGCCGCGCGUAGGUCGUCUGUACGAUGGCGCCCUGUUGCCCCUGAAACAGCAUCCGCAGGGCGGCAUCCAGAUACGAAAUUCGGCCAGAAAUCCUGCCGAUAAACUGGCGGAGGACAUGCUGCCUGUGGUUACAUACGCCUGGGAUGGCAACGCACUGCCAGGCAACGAGUUCUGGGCGAAAAUGUUAGUCGGCACUGGAGAUCCGGCUGCUGCCUGCUCCACCCUCAUCUCGGAGCUGCAGAAUCCCCACAUCAAUGUGGACUAUAUGAGUGGUGCCAAUCUGCACAUAACAUCCGUGGAGCAUGGCUUGCUGCACCUGGGCGACUAUGCCCGGCGGUUGAAUGUGUAGAGCUCAAGGGGACUUUUUUUUAGCUAUCUAUUAGCAUCCAGCAUUUUAUAGAAAAUAUAAAAUAUAAAAGGAAAAAAAUUGUACAUACUCUUACAAUUUUAUAUAAUCCAUGAACUAUUGAUGGUUAUAUUUUUAAAUAAUUUUUCUACAUGUGCAAUAAA